CCCUUAUUAUAAAUACAUUUCUUUAUCUAUUCCCAAUUUCAUCAUUUUACUAUUUACUUUGCACUAAUUAAAAACACACAAAUUAAUUAAUAAAUUAACAAAAAUGUGUGUAAAGUCCCAUUUUGUCAUACUUGGUGUUACCAUUAUUAUUCUAAUUUGUUCCUUUGUUCCAGUUUGUCUUUCUAGCUACCCCUUCCCGGAACACGAUUUGAAGAAUUACAUUACUAAUUAUUCUACUAAUUACAACAUUAGUGAUGAUGGUAAUGAGCUCAAAGACUCGCAAAAUCUCAUCAACUAUGACAGGCUAAUCCUUGAUCGCCUUAAGCAUUCACAUUCACAUUCACAUUCACAUUCACAUUCACAUUCACACUCACAUUCAUAUUCACAUGGAGGUCGGUCUAGAGCCGUUGCCCCUUCAUCUUCACCUACCAGAAUUAUCAAUGUAGAAAACUUUAUCAAGUCUGGAAGAAGGAGAGAUCAUACCAAGGGUUUUAAGAGAGCUUGGAAGAAGGCAUGUUCUACCAAGGGUGCAAUAUUGUUAGUGCCCAAGAAUAAGAAGUAUAGGCUCAGGCCAAUCAAAUUCUCUGGACCCUGUCACUCUUCCUUCGCAAUUAAGAUCAGAGGAAGAAUUGAGGCGUCUACUAAUAUAGCAGAUUACAGAGAUCGACGAUUAUGGAUAGUAUUUGAGAAUUUAAGCAACUUCAAGGUUCAAGGCAGAGGCACCAUUGAUGGCAGGGGACAUAUAUGGUGGCAGAAUUCUUGUAAGAUCAACCCAACCAAGCCCUGUCAACAUGCGCCAACGGCUGUAACCUUUGUUGGAUGCAAGAACUUGAUAGUGGAUGGAUUAAAGAUAAUCAAUGCACAACAAAUGCAUAUGAUAUUUGAGAAAUGUGAUGCUGUAAGAGCUUCAAAUAUACUCAUUAAAGCACCAGGAAAUAGCCCCAACACUGAUGGAAUUCAUGUUACUGAGACCAAAAACAUUCAAAUUACACGAUCUCGUAUUGGAACAGGUGAUGAUUGUAUAUCAAUAGUAAGUGGAUCAAAGAAUGUUCAAGUAUCAGAUAUAACUUGUGGACCAGGCCAUGGAAUCAGUAUUGGAAGCCUAGGCAAAGGAAAUUCAAAGGCACAAGUUUCUAAUGUGUUGGUAAAUAAGGCAAGACUAUUUGGAACCCUUAAUGGGGUCAGAAUUAAGACUUGGCAGGGAGGGCAAGGAUAUGCAAAGAAUUUUGUGUUUCAAAACAUUGAAAUGCAAAAUGUUAGCAACCCUAUCAUCAUUGACCAGAACUAUUGCGACCAAAAAACGCCUUGUCACGAAAUGAAAUCAGCAGUAUAUAUACACAAUGUGAUGUACAAAAACAUCAAGGGAACAAGUUUUACAGAAUCGGCCAUUAAAAUUAACUGCAGCAAAAGCCAUGAAUGCCGAGGAAUUACGUUGCAGAAUAUAAAUCUGGUUAUUAAAAAUGGAAAGAAGGCAGCUAAGGCUGAAUGUAAAAAUGUUGAAUUAUUUCACAGAGGAAAGGUUUCACCCAAAUGCUCUUAACUAACUUAGAUUUCUUACAAAUUCCAUACGUAAGUACUCCGUAUAGUAUAGUUGUUCUUACUACGUACUUCGUAUUAUAUAUAGAUUUUGUACAUAUCUUUUUAAGAUAUUUGUUCAUAAUUAAUUCAGCAUUAGCCACCUUUUCAUAGUUCCGCUUUUUAGAAUUAGGAAGUAAAAUAAAAUUCAAAGUACCAAAAAAAAUAAUGUACUUGGUACUGAAUUAGCUAUGUAGAAUGUACUGUAUAUCGUCAUUUGCUAGA
Spinacia oleracea (spinach) is the source of this 1800-nucleotide messenger RNA. RefSeq names its product polygalacturonase QRT2. The coding region runs from base 104 to 1540 and encodes 478 amino acids. The record is from RefSeq and is a predicted model, not a curated record. Gene Ontology annotation, molecular function: polygalacturonase activity. The transcript has 9 exons. NCBI's taxonomy places the organism in Eukaryota, Viridiplantae, Streptophyta, Magnoliopsida, Caryophyllales, Amaranthaceae. Gene Ontology annotation, biological process: carbohydrate metabolic process.